AUGGUGGCGGCCUCUCUCAAUGACGCGCCAGAGCGGAUCAAGGGCUGGUCGCUGAUCUGUGGGUUCAAGGAGCAAAGCUUCCGGGACUGGUCUGACUUUGCCAAGUAUGUCGAUGACAGUGCAGGAAGCACCGUGGAUCAUUUGAGGCGGACGAAGAAGGGGAACAAACUCUUGGCUUUGCCGGGCCUCAAGAAGAAGGGACUCCGGCGUGCACGGCCAAGCCCCAGAGAGGGCUUGAUGCAGAUGAGCGGGUCGGAGCCCCUGCUGCAUACCGUGCACUGGCUUCGCGGAGGUAUUCCUGUGAGUGACUUCCGUCGGCCGAUGGCCAGGCCGCAAAGCCAACCCAGCCAGGGCACGGCCAUCAGUGCCAUCCGCAGCCCCACCACCCUCACCUUCGAUGAGCCCGAGAGGCCUCGCUCGUCGCCCUCCAAGAGCUUACUUGGUGGGCUGCCCGAAAAGCAGCGCCAGGGCUCCCAUCUGCAAAGCCCUGUGCCACAGCAGCACAGCCCUCGCCACAGGCACACCCUCGCCAAAACUAUGUUAGAGACUUUGCCACCCAUCGAAGGCCUCGACCUGACCUACAGCGAGUCGCCCACGUUGGCCUCAGCGAGCUCCAAAGGGCCGCAGCUCUUUCAGUUGGCACACGAGCUGCGGAUCCCCGCAGAGCUGGCGCGCCAAGCGACCGAGCUCUUUGGGCGUUACAGCGAUGGCGAAGGCCCUGAUCUCUUCCAGCGGCGCUUGCGGAUGAUCAACUUCCCUGCGCUUCUUUGUGAAGUGACCCAUGUCAGCAGCCUGAGUGAGCUGUCGCCCCACUUCGUGGAGACCGCGACCCGGAGCCUGAACCGCCUCAACGCCGACGCCAUCGAUGUGCGAGAGUUCUUCAUUUGGUACUCGGCUUUCAGCUUUUCGGAGGAAAUGACGCCCAACAAGGAUGACCAUCGCACCCGUCGAUUGGCUAAAAAGCUGGGUCUGGAGGUGGUGGACGUGGACGACUACCGGAAGGCCUUCGACAAGUUCGACACCGACGGCAGUGGUGCCAUCGAGAUCGAUGAGUUUCAGGAGAUCUUGAAGCAUCUCCUCAAGCUCCCGCCCGAGACGGAGCUGGAACCCAACCGGGUCGCCAAUCUCUUCCUCAUCGCAGACAAGAACCACGACGACGUGGUCGAUUUCGAGGAGUUCUGUGUGUUCUGGUCACAGUCCUACGGCAGUGGUGACAACAGUCAAGGACUUGAAAACCUCUUCGCCAGUGUCUACCGCAGCCUCCGGCGGGCGGUGUGCCGUCCCACCGACCGGGGCGGAGGGUUUCGUGUGACCUGGCACACGCAUUGGGCCUCGAUCAGUUCACAGCUACGUUGCGAGGAAGGUGAAUUCAAGGACCUACAGGCCACAGGCUUGAGGGCCCUUUGGGAUCUGAGCAUCCAGAACGAAGCACCCGUCACGAGGAUGGAUGACUCCGACGAGGAACAUAGUCCCUAUGCAGAAGUGGAUGUGGGAGACGAUGAUGUGCUGAAGCUGACGGAGCGCGAGGUGCCUCUGGCCAACAUCCAUCGCUUGGACCUCAAUGACACGGCUGGCAGCAUCCGAGACUUGGAUGAACUGGAUCGUUGGUGGGAGGAUUCGUCGCCAGCGAAGGGCAAAGCCCUCAACAGUGGCACUCAUUCCAUGGAGAAGAAGCCAACCAUUUGCAGGAACCUCCUGCCUGAGCUGGACCCAUCCGCCAAUGUCAGCGACACAGACCCCAGCGCGAGCUGCAGCUCACAGGAGUUCAGCGGGGAAAAUCGCUCCAGUACCAAGGGUGCAAGCCCUGACUUCAGCCCGACUUCUACUUCCAGUCCGUCCAGCCCCAGGGACUUAGCCCAGGAGGCUUUGGUUGAGACACUGAUGGUGGAGUUCACCCGAAGCACCUCCAUGGGCUCUGGGAAGGGCGUGGCCGUACCUGGUUCGCAUUCCCUGGCGCUGGCUGCGCCCAAAUGCUCCGGUGCCGGAAAGGGCCCCAAAGGCCCUGCUGCCAAGGGAGCGCCAGGUGCUCCUGGGAAGGGCGUAGGAAGGGGCGCCAAGGGGAAGACACCUGUGCUGCCAUUGGCCAACAUGCCCAACACUGUGCCAACUGCAGAGGGGGAGCAGAGCCCCUUCCCACACAAGGGCGAAUGCCACCGGGUGGAGAGCCCCACCGUGCCGAAGAAAGGCAAGGGCAAAGGCAAGGCCAAAGGCCCACCGACCCCGGCGCCGACCUCCUCAGCUGCUUCAGUCGUGUCUGAUGUGGGAAGUCCCUCAGACACUGCAAUGUCCUCUUCAGCGGUCUCAUCUAAGGCCAAGGGACCUGGGAAAGGCCCGCUGAAGGGAGCCCCUGCUGCGAAGGGUGCGAAGGGAACGCCCAAGGGCGCCACGAAGGGCGAGGGCAAAGCCAAGGCGAAGGCCACGCCUCGCUACCAAGGACAUGCACCUCUGGGCCGGAAGAUCCACUGGGGUGCGCAUUAUGAGGAGCCCCAUGCGGACUCAGUCUUUAGCGAUUUGCCGCAAGGAACAUUCGAUAAAGAGCUCUUGAAGGCGCUCUUGAGCAACGAGACAGACAAGCCUGUGAUGGGAAGGCGGAAAUCCGUCGCCAAGCGGCCCACAGGCAUUAGCAUUUUGGAUGGUUCCCGCGCGCAGAAUCUGGCCAUCGUCAUGAGCAAGAUCACCCAAACUGAAACCUCCACCGAGGAGUUCUGCCAGAACCUCAAGGAAAUGAACUUCCGCGAGGAAUUCAUGAGCCCCGACGAUGUGGAGUUGCUGAUCCAUGUGCUUCCAACACCUGAAGAGAACAAGAAGCUGCUCGAAUACAAGGAUCGAGUCGCAGAGCUUCGAGAUGUCCAUUCCCCUCCCCCCGGCGGAGCUCCGCUCGCGUCGCGUCGCGUCGCGUGUGUGUUGCGCGCAAGCCUACCCGCGCGGAGCGUGAUGCACAGCGGAGCGAGCGUGGAGUUCGUCGAGCCCAUGGGCUUUGCUUUCUUGUGGCCUGAAAUUGAACGGGCGCAAGACCACUGGGAAGGCCAGUCGCGCUGCUGGGAGGGCGGCCUUUCCUACGACAUGUGCUGCAAGAAUUUGCAAGCGGACUGCUGGGAGGGCGUUGCGAGCCGCAUUGGCUACGCGCAGUGCUGUCUGCCACGCCGCUCCACACGUUGGCGCCUGGUUUGUGAGAAAGAGCUUGGAGGAUGGAUGAUCCAUGAGUUGGCCUUCUUCGAAGAUGUGAACUGCACCCGCAGGGUCAGGAAUCAGCUUCGACUCCUGGAGAGCGGCCACCGGGGGAGCUUCCGGCCGAGCCACGCCUUUGAUCUCUUGGCCGAUGCGGCGGAUCGCUUCUUCUGGUACUCCAAGCAGGCCACCGAAGGCCAUUGGGCCUGGCUGGGCUUGGAGGUCUUUCGAGCAGUGCAGGUGCGCUGUGUAGAGCUCUUCCACAACAACCUUCCGGAGGUGCCGGUGGCCUUGCAGUCAUGGCAGGACCAUGAUUGGUCUUUGGUCCAGCGCUGGCCUGCCGCCGCUGGUGGCCAAUGGACGUACCUCUUGGUGGACGAGGCCCAGACUCGCUGGGGCACUGCCCGUGCGGCGCCGGCCAGUGCUGCGGCCAGCGCCGUGGAGGGCUCCAAGAGCAUGGUGGAACAGAAUGUCAUGCCCUUUUGCGUCCUCCACAAGGGAGUGGUGCGGAUGAAGGUGGCAAAGUUUGCCUUGUCGCACCAGGGGACCUACAGUGGAAUCAAAGUUCGUUGCGAGGUCUUGAAAGACGCAGCAAAGCAGGUGCGCAAAAGCGAAGAGUUCCGGCAGAUGCUCAGUGUGGUGCUGCGUGUGGGAAAUUUCAUCAACCACGGCGUUGAUGAGGAGGAGGUCAAAACACAGGAAGUGGACGGAGCCACCAUCCGCGGCAUCAGCGUUGACUCGCUGAGCUCGUUGGCUUCCUUCAAGAGCGGCACGGUGUCGACGAUGCACUUCUUGUGCUUAUCCUUGGGAUCCAUGAACACGGACUUCUUCCAGGGGCUCAAAGAGUCCUUGUCCAGUGUGCAGGAGGCCUCCAAAGAGAAGUCCGCCUUGCUCAAGGGCUCCAUCGAGUCCUUUGCGAAAGACGUUGAAACAGCCGAGAAGCAGUUGAACCUUCUCUUGACCGUGGACGAGGAGGCAGCGGAGUUCGCGCCUUCGGAAGAGAAAGAGGCCGAGCUUCGUGAGGAAAUGGAGAAGUGGAAAGAAGAGAGUGAUGUGCUACAGAAGAUUGGCGAUGAGGCCUUCAACGAGUGCGCCGUGGCACAGAAAUUCUUCUCUGCCUCUGAGCGCAAGCAGGCUGAGCUUCCACCGGUGGAGUCCUUCUUCUUGCACAUUGCCGCUUGGACCUGCACGGUCGCACCGCGCACGCGGAGCCAGCGAGACGGCACCGCGCACGCGGUGGGAUCCAGUGGUGCAGAUGACACAGGAGGAGGGUACUAG
Durusdinium trenchii is the source of this 4446-nucleotide messenger RNA. Lineage: Eukaryota; Dinophyceae; Suessiales; Symbiodiniaceae. The record is from the annotation of a GenBank genome assembly.